AUGAUACAGCUCGCUUUAGCCGCAGCUACGGCAUCACUUGCAGUCACUUGUAGCAUAACGUUUUGUGGAUCGAGAAAGAAGGCAGGAGGCGAAUUUCGACCGCGCGACGACAAUGAAACCAUAAACGAAAUCCAGAGCAACUGGGGUGCUGUUCAAGCGAAAACACCACCCAGAAAAGGAACACCAAGAGGAAAAGGUCAACCAGGACAACCAGCCGGCGCACCAGUUCAGAUACCUGGAUGGCCACCACCUGCUGGAGGAAGACCUCCGGGAGGAGGAAGGCCAGGCGGUUGGCCGCCAGCCGGUGGCCAACCAGGUUGGCCCCCAGCAGGCGGUCAACCAGGCUGGCCUCCAGCUGCAGGUGGUGGUGGACAGCCAGCUCUUUCCAAACAUUUGAAAUCGCUCCGCUUUGAGGAAGGGUUCAUGCAGUUUUCAGGACCUGAAACCUCAAUAUUCGAAGAAGCAGUGCUUGAAAGAAUGUGGCCACUAUAA
This is a messenger RNA of Cooperia oncophora, 492 nucleotides long. The record is from the annotation of a GenBank genome assembly. Lineage: Eukaryota; Metazoa; Nematoda; Chromadorea; Rhabditida; Trichostrongylidae.